Messenger RNA from Macrobrachium nipponense, 3185 nucleotides. Its product is annotated as neurogenin-1-like. The transcript has 2 exons. Gene Ontology annotation, biological process: sensory organ development; positive regulation of transcription by RNA polymerase II; axon development. The record is from RefSeq and is a predicted model, not a curated record. Gene Ontology annotation, molecular function: E-box binding; protein dimerization activity; DNA-binding transcription factor activity, RNA polymerase II-specific. Gene Ontology annotation, cellular component: nucleus. The coding region runs from base 240 to 1070 and encodes 276 amino acids. NCBI's taxonomy places the organism in Eukaryota, Metazoa, Arthropoda, Malacostraca, Decapoda, Palaemonidae.
GGGAGGGUGAGGGUCGGUCACUCAGUAUCUUGGGUGCUGUGGUAAAGCCAGGACGUACAGCCUCCGCCUUCUCUCGGUUCUCACUGACGACUCAGAUGUGCUUGUGAGGAUAAGGAUAAAGACUCUGAUAAGGUGAACGGAAGGAAAUUUUACUGAAUAAUAGUUACGGAAAAUAAACAGUCGGGGAACAGGAGUUUAAAUGUGAAGUGUAGCCUGUACUCGAGUUCCGGUGCCACAUCAUGGUGGUCAAUCAGAGCAGUGCCAGAAUGGAUAACCUAACAGCAGAACAGGGCAGUAGUAGUAGUAAAGAGCGGGUGGACGGCAAUAAUAAUGAUAACAAUGACCCGAAUAACAAUGACGCAGCCAGUGGAACAGAUAACAACAACAACAACAACAGCGAAGACAGCAACAGUUGUCAAAGUGUCAGCAACGCCAUUACCGUCUCGGCAAAUGUCAAAUACCAGCUCCGUCCCAGGUCACUCCAGGCGAGACGAUUCUGCGAUAGCGACUGGUCUAUUCAGGACACCAUCAUAAGACACAAACCCCGCCCACCGCCUCUGUCACGCUACAGAAGGAAAACCGCAAACGCCCGGGAGCGACACCGCAUGCGACAGAUCAACACCGCCUUCGAGAGCCUCAGGGGAGUCCUUCCGUCCUGGGUGUGCAGUCGAAGAGCAGCCUCUGACCUGACCAAAAUCACCACCCUCAGGUUAGCCUCCGCUUACAUCCGCGCGCUGCAGGAUAUCCUGGAAGGAAACGCCGACGAAGAGACCUACCCCUGGGUCCUCGCCAACAUCUUGGACGGGUCCUCCUCCAAGAAAGAAAAUCCCAAACUGGAAAGCCCUCCGGAGGCCGCAAUCAAAACUCAGUUGUCACCUCCUUACACUGCACAGGAGGGCGACCUCGUGUCUCUCCUUUGCAGUUCCUCAAGUGCUACAGUUCUCGAGGAGAACCUCGAGUUUCCAUAUUUGUCCUCGAUGUCCGAGGGCGACGACAUGAGCUUCUUCCUCGGGUGUGAUUCUCCUCGGAGCUGGCAGACGCAACAGCAACACACGCCCCUCGUAACUUGAUGUAGGCGACAAUAGAAAAGAAUUCUGUUAUAUUCAUCAUUUCUAUUUAUAGAAUGUCAUUUUAUGUCACUUCUGGGAAAAUAUGCAAUUCACGAGAUCUUCUCAGAUAAAUGUCAAGACAAUCUCUACCCAUACAAUGGAACAUUCCAUUCCGAUGAUGUCGAGAGAAUUUGCUGUGUUGUGAUUAAUGUAGAAAACAGAAUAAUAUUGGGCUAAGGUUGAUAGGCAAAUUUGGGUUUUGAUAUGGCGGAUGUAUUUCUUAAGUGUCUGAAAUUUAUGGCUAUGAAUUUUUAUAGUAAUUUCGUUUUUUAGGUGAAUCUGUCAGUCAUUCACUCAACCCCUGGAAAGUGUAGUUGGUUGGGUUUUUGUUAAUCAUUCACAUCAAAAGCAUUCUAGGCAGUGCUUGAAAAGCGCCUUAUUUGCCUGUUGCUGGUGAGAAAAUAGAUAUAUAAUUUACCUAUAAAACUCACCAAAACUGCAUUAAGAUGAUUUUCAUGCAUAGGAAACUAAUAUAUAUAUUUUUGUAGAAUAUGAUAAUAGCAGUUCACCUGAACAACAGACAUUCCUUACUAACGAGAGUACAAAAAUUAUAUUAUUUAUUAUUUAAAUAGAUUAUAAGUCACAAUUAGGCUUCUAAUGAAUAAUAUUAGCGAGAUUUCGCCUUUCCAAACCAGAAAUGACCAGAAAAUAACUGCUCGUUGCCUGAACCUCCGAUGCAAAAUGAGAUUACAUAACAUGGAGUAUAGUAAUUGUCAACUAAAUCAUUGAAAGUAAUUAAGUGUUAUUUUGUAAUUAGGCAAAUGUUAUUUUAUAAUUGGUCGCCACCUGAUUUAUUAACUCGUUAGAUCUUGCUUACUGCAGGGAAUUAUUAAUGAAGUUGUGUAAUUUAUUAAAAAGAAUUUGUGAAAAAUUGGUAAAAAAUUGAUUGUUUAUUAAAGUUAUCGUUCAGCUAUAUUAUUAUUAUUAUUAUUAUUAUUAUUAUUAUUAUUAUUAUUAUUAUUAUUAUUAUUAUUCUUUGCUGGAAGAAGACCUUCAUUAAUACAGGUUUUAUUGAAAAUAAUGGCUUUUUCAGCCGCGUUUAUUUUAUAUAGAUGUUUCUCUGUUCAUUUUUAUUUGAAGUUUUAAUACCCAAUGUGAGUACAGAAGAAAAGUCAGUAAUAAGAAGAUUAGAGAACUUUUAUACAAAAUAAACGAGGCUGAAAUAGCCAUUAUUUUAAAUGAAACCUCUAUUAUUAUCAUUGUUAUUUUUAUUAUCAUUAUUACGUAUUUUAAGCUGACUACAGGGUCAGAAAUAUUAAAGCUCCAAAUGUUAGCCUGAUGAACUGGUCAUUUUGUGUAUUUUUCAUUUUUGAAUACUGAUACACGAAUUUCAGUUUUGCAGAAGGAACAAAAAAAUGUGGUCAGGUGUAAUUAACGACGUAAUUAACAAUAACAUCUAUCAGUCUAAAUACAAAAAGAAAAAUUCUUUCGCAGUCAAACCAUUUAACACUCUCCUCUCCAAACUUUUUUUUAGUUUCUGUACGUUUAAUACAUAACAUGAUAUAUAUUAGGCUAACCAGUUAUGGAGGGAAUUUUUACACCCAGUUCUAAGAUGUUUUGUAUAAUCACUGAUUUUAAGAGAUAAACGGACGUAUUCCUUGAUAUUUCUCAUAUCCAUAAUUUUCAAAGACUGAGAAAGACCGCAGUAAGCGGCAUAUAUAGUAUAUAUUAUAAUUCGGUGGUGUAUUGUGCUAAGCCAAUUGCACGAAGCCUCAGUUGACGGUGGCUGUCCGAAGCAAUCUGAUAGCCGAGCCAAAAUGAACACAGACAAGCAAACAGAACACAUGAUAAGAAAUUGUGAGUUUAUUGCAACCUUUAUUCUUAAUCCCUUUGCCUUGGCUGUGGUAUUGCCGAGCUAAGGAUGUACAUUAUGAUGUUACAAUUGAUUGUGUUUCCUUUUUUAUAGAUAAAUGAUAAUAAUAUAUAGGACUCUGCUGGUGAAAGUAUACAUGCUAUAGCUUCCUUAACUUAAAAGAUGGAUCUGUUGUAUUCUAGUCUUAAAAGUAGGAGUUAAUUAUGGUUAUAAAGUCCUUUGAUUUUAUUGCGAGAGGACUUUUGUGAUUCCAUUGUACACAU